AUGGCGGAAAAACCCCGGACACUCAAGUCUGUUUUCCAGGCCGCCGAACAGAGACGCUUGGCAUUGGAGGGAAACUAUGAAACCACCUCGCCCUCCUACGUGGCGAAUCUUGCAGAGGCCCUCAAGCUAUACCACGAGUGCACGCAGCUCGUCUACACCAUAUCCCUGUUCAGUCCCAAUGAGUCGCUCGAGGAUAUAUCUACGUCAGACAUGCCAUAUCUUCUGUUGAAUUACCGGAUAGCAGAGCUACUGCAGAAAAUCUCAACCCCUUCAACCGCAGAGAGAAAGGAUGCCUUGGCCACGACCCGGGAAGCCUAUGAGAAGUUCUUGCAUCUACUGGACGGCUAUUCGAUCUUCUCGGCCUCGGACAAGAAGUUAUUUGCUGAGUACAACGAUGACCCCAACGCAUUCUCGACCAUCUCAACCACAGAUCCCGCUGCUCGGAGAAACGCGAAGAUUGCGAACUUCAAGAUGGAGAAGGAGAUGAAGCAGAGACUCGAGCACAUGCAAAACUCACCACUUCAUCUGGACGGCGGCGGAGACGAAGAAGCAGUCCGAGAGCUAUACCUGGCCAACAUUGCCUUCUGCGUACACCACACGUUCCAAGGCCUCGAGGGCAUCAGCCGGGAGAUGGAGAUUCUAGCUCAGGCUCCAGUACCGCUCAUGUUCCCGACGUCCACGGUUGAGGAAGAUGAGCGACGAAGAAGAAAUGCAGAGACCAACGAUGGCUAUUCGGAACGACUUGAUCGACCUCUGAGAAGGUUGCAGUCAGCCUUCGAUGGUCCGAUACUCAGCAAGGAGGGAAAGCCGUUGAGACCGUUUACCCUCACCUCAAACAGGCAAGAGAUACAGCAGGGCGUCUUCCGGCCCGGUCACAAUCUGCCGACCAUGAGUAUUGACGAGUAUCUGGAGGAGGAACGUCGGCAAGGGAAUAUCAUAGAGGGUGGAGGAGAGGCGAGCGGAAGGCAGCCCGAGCCCGACGAGGAUAACAUCGACAAGGCUGAUGCGGAGACGAUGAAGGCUCGUGAGUGGGAUCAAUACACAGAGGCCAAUCCCAAGGGAAGCGGGAACACGAUCAACAGAGGAUAG
Anthostomella pinea is the source of this 1089-nucleotide messenger RNA. The record is from the annotation of a GenBank genome assembly. NCBI's taxonomy places the organism in Eukaryota, Fungi, Ascomycota, Sordariomycetes, Xylariales, Xylariaceae.